Amoebophrya sp. A25 is the source of this 385-nucleotide messenger RNA. The record is from the annotation of a GenBank genome assembly. Lineage: Eukaryota; Dinophyceae; Syndiniales; Amoebophryaceae.
GCCAGGUGCACCCGUGUUCUCCAUGGAGAAGCACGAGCGGCGAAACAGUAUUGCUCUGAUCGAUAUGGCCGACCAACACCAAAGAGGUAAAUUCAACACUGGCGGUACUGCGGAGGUCCCUGCCACAAAACCGACACCUACCAAUGUCUUCUCUAGUUGUAAAUUAGCAGGUGAGCAAGGACAUGAGAUCCAACAAAAUGGUGACGUUGCUCGUGGAAGCGACUCUCAACAAAUUAAAACUUUUAUAGAAACGGCCGGUCCGAGAAUCACGAGCUUGGCGUCUCCAGGCGAGCAAGUCGAGGAUCGCCGUUCGCGUGUCCUUCGCUUUGUGCAGUCAGCGAAGGAAGAGCUAUGGUACGACGAAGUCUUUUCCAUACAAUCCAAC